This is a messenger RNA of Sphenostylis stenocarpa, 2430 nucleotides long. Lineage: Eukaryota; Viridiplantae; Streptophyta; Magnoliopsida; Fabales; Fabaceae. The record is from the annotation of a GenBank genome assembly.
AUGGCAUCUUCGUCUUCUCCUAUGGACCAACAACUCAGAGAGGAAGAUCGUGAAGAGGAGCACCCUCAGCCUAUGCCACAACCUCAGCCUCAGCCAGUAAAAGAAUGCGUCCACAAAACCAAAACGAUUCAGUUUCUCGGACGCACCACUCCGAUCGUUCUCCAAAACGACAAUGGACCAUGCCCGCUCCUCGCUAUCUGUAACGUUCUUCUGCUUAGAAACAACUUAAGUUUGAGUCCAGAUAUUGCUGAAGUCUCACAGGAGAAAUUGCUUUCAUUGGUUGCUGAACGGUUAAUUGAUUCAAAUAGUAAUGUGAAUGUAAGAGCUGCAUUUGUUGUCACCGGCUAUGUUGAAAAUCAACAACAGAACAUUGCUGAUGCAAUUGACUUGCUCCCUAGGCUUGCUACUGGCAUUGAUGUAAAUAUAAAAUUUAGGAGAAUUGCUGAUUUUGAAUUCACUCGAGAGUGUGCCAUAUUUGAUCUGUUGGACAUCCCUUUGUAUCAUGGCUGGAUUGUUGAUCCUCAGGAUUAUGACACUGCAAAUGCAAUUGGAUCGAAGUCCUAUAAUGCUCUUAUGGGAGAGCUUGUCUCUCUUGAAACACUAAACAUGGAUAUCCAUCAUAAAAAUAAUGAAGAAGAAGAUUGUGUUGAUUUUGUGGCUGCAACAACUGCUACACUUGGAGUUCCUUCUCCCAGCCUUUCAAAAGCCAAGUCUUUUGAUGAUUCUUCUCAAUCUGUUUCUGAUCUGAUACCAAGAAAAGGUGAUCUUGAAGAAGAGGCAGAGUUGUUGAGAAUCUUGAAACUGUCCGAGGCUGAUUCUAAAGCUUCAGUAAGUGAUCCUGUUGUAGUUAACGUUAAUGGAGGAGUGAUUUCUGUCACUAUGGAUCCAAAAACGAGUAAUGAACAGGUUAUGAAUAUUUAUUCUGGAGAUAAAUUAGGAAAUAGCACUGGUGCUGGUAACAGUCACUUUCAUGACCCAGAGCCUUCUGCAUCUGAUGACUCCACAGCUUUUGGCUACGACCACAACAAAAAUAUAUCUUCUACUUCACUGGGAGAGGCAGGUAAUUCAUCCUGUAAGACUGAUGCCAUGUGUGACCUUCAUCAAUCAACUUAUGUGGGACCCAAAGAAUCUUUUGACCAGAAUGAUGCGAUUGAGAAGAACAGCCUUGAUGCAUUGGUUCAGAGCGAGAGUGAAGUUACCCUUUCUCCCGGAAAAUACUCUGUCUCAGACGUUUCUGGAGGAUAUGAAAAAAUCCAUGAUCAGGCCACUCCUACAACUAUAGAUCAUGAAGUUGUAGGUGAAUCUCAUGGACCUGAUGCAACAGAAUUAUCAUGCGUGUCCCCAGGCCAUGCGGACACAGAUUCAUGUAGUGUCAAAUAUCAGCAAUCUGAUGUUCCUGGAGCAUUAACUUCAAGUGUUAAUGGGAGUGAGCCCAUAUAUGAAGGAGAGGAAUGUGUGAUGGACACAAGAACCGGAAAUUAUGAAGAUCGUGAACCUGUUUAUGAAGGUGAGGUGGUACUUGCAGAACAGGCUGACAAGAACACCUUAGCUUCUUCUGAUAUAAGAGCUAAAUGUGAACUAACUCCAGAACAAGGUGAAUUGAUCAAGAGUUUCUUGAGGAAUAACGCCAGCCAGUUGACAUUUUAUGGUCUUUUCUGUUUACAAGAUGGGCUUAAAGAGCGUGAGCUGUGUGUUUUCUUCCGUAACAAUCAUUUCAGCACCAUGUUCAAGUACGAGGGUGAGCUCUAUCUUCUAGCCACGGAUCAAGGUUACAUUAAUCAGCCUGAUCUAGUCUGGGAAAAACUGAAUGAGGUCAAUGGUGAUACAUUGUUUAUGACAAGUAAUUUCAAGGAAUUCAAGGUAGAAAACCAUGAAAAUAGCACAUGGGAUGAAAGCAAUGUUCUGACCAGCACUGCUGACUAUCUUGCCAGCAUAGAUAGUGCAACACAGGCAGGCCUAGAUAUCAAUUCUGAUCUGCAAUUAGCAAUAGCCUUGCAACAGCAGGAAUUUGAGCAGCAGCCAUCACGCCAGAAUAAUUCACAACAAUCAUCCAUUAGUGGUAACUCUAGACUGGUCACAGGUCCCCAGGUUGCAAGAAACACUGGAAGACAGUCUUCAUCUGCAUCUACAUCUCCCAGGCCUGAUGGAAAAUCCAAAGAAAAAUGUAUACUCCAGGCGCUGAUAUUAAGUGGGGUUGUGUGUCACAAUGUCGCAUCCGAAAGAAUGGUGGAUACAGAAUUUAGGAAGCAUGUUUCAGUGGUGUCUUUCUUUCUUCCUCCUGCCAUUGAUGUUACUUCCAGCUACGUCCUGCAGAAAGUUGUGUCUCAGAUCCCUAUAUACACCGAAAACGAUACAACUGUGUUCACUCUGCUUCUCUCUCUCUCUGAGAAUCAUCAUUUACAAUUUUACAUGCAACCUAUUAUCGCGUAG